Amborella trichopoda is the source of this 1878-nucleotide messenger RNA. It is a transcript of the gene MKK6, whose product is annotated as MAP kinase kinase 6. Gene Ontology annotation, biological process: protein phosphorylation; MAPK cascade. The record is from RefSeq and is a predicted model, not a curated record. NCBI's taxonomy places the organism in Eukaryota, Viridiplantae, Streptophyta, Magnoliopsida, Amborellales, Amborellaceae. Gene Ontology annotation, molecular function: MAP kinase kinase activity; ATP binding.
AGUCAAUUUACUAUUUUUGCUUUCUGCGGGGCCCCAAGAUUUGAAAUUCACAGUUGAAUUUUUUUGGGUGUUAUUUGCAAACUUUCUUAGCCGUCAUCUUCCCCUUCGUCGUCAUUGCAAGUAGUCGUCAGUCUUCAUUGAUCAUUCACUUGCUUUCAUGAAACCCUAGAUUUCUUAAAACUAAGAUUAAGAGUUUAAAAUAUUAGGUUUUCUGAUUUCCUACCUGCAAAUGGGCACUUAAACUUGGACUCAUUCUCAUCUUUAUUGUCUUUCUGUGUAAUUUCAUUCUAACUUCAUAACCAUCUCUCUCUCUCGCUGCAUUUCUUUACAGGAAAUGAAUUUUUAUGUUUCCUGCAACUUCGACUGCUCUUUCUCUCUCCUCUCUCUCCAGGAAAUGAAGUUUUAGGUUUCCUGUAACUUGAAUUGCUCUCUCUCUCUCUCUCUCUCCAGGAAAUGAAGUUUUAGGUUUCCUGUAACUUGAAUUGCUCUCUCUCUCUCUCUAUAUAAAUAUCUGUCGCUCUUCUCCCAGUGAAACUGUUGGUUUCUCUAUGAAAUCCAGCUUUUUAUGUACUUUUUGUAGUGUUUGAGCUCCUGAAGCAGAAGCCUCUGUUAUUUAAGCUCUGGUUCUUCUGGGGCGUAUUUUUGUAGGCAAAUAACGAGAGGCUGUGAUUGUGGUAUUUGACAUGAGGAGCAAGAAGGACCUGAAGCAGCUCAAGCUUGCACUUCCCCCUCAGGAAGCCCCGAUCACUGAUUUCUUGACUGCAAGUGGAACUUUUCAGGAUGGGGAUUUGCUCUUAAAUCAGAAGGGGUUGAGGCUGAUCUCUGAAGGCAAAGAAACCCAGCAAACUUCUGAAGGUCAAGAGAUUGAUUUCCAGUUCAAUUUGGAGGACCUAGAGACUAUAAAAGUUAUCGGGAAGGGAAGUGGAGGUGUUGUUCAACUUGUUCGCCAUAAAUGGGAAGGAAAAUUUUUUGCCUUAAAGGCAAUCCAGAUGAAUAUCCAAGAGACUGUUCGUAAACAGAUAGUACAAGAGUUGAAGAUAAAUCAAGCAUCACAAUGUCCACAUAUAGUUGUUUGUUAUCACUCAUUUUAUCAUAAUGGGGUGAUUUCUCUCGUUUUGGAGUACAUGGAUCGUGGAUCUCUUGCUGACAUUAUCAAGCAAGUGAAAACAAUACUUGAACCUUACCUUGCUGUUGUUUGCAAACAGGUCUUAAAGGGCCUAGUAUAUCUGCACAAUGAAAGGCAUGUAAUUCAUAGGGAUAUCAAACCAUCAAACUUGUUAGUAAAUCAGAAAGGUGAAGUUAAGAUCACAGAUUUCGGUGUGAGUGCUGUACUUGCUAGCUCCAUGGGUCAAAGAGAUACAUUUGUUGGCACUUACAAUUACAUGGCGCCAGAGCGAAUUAGUGGAAGCACGUACAACUACAGUAGUGAUAUAUGGAGCUUGGGUUUGGUUGCACUUGAGUGUGCCAUUGGCCAUUUCCCUUAUGCACCUGCUGAACAAGAAGAGGGAGGCUGGUUGGGUUUCUAUGAGCUUUUAGAGACUAUUGUGGACCAACCACCACCUUCUGCUCCUCCAGAUCAGUUCUCACCUGAGUUCUGUUCAUUCAUUUCUGCGUGGCUCACCCCUUCAUCAAGAAAUUUGAGAAUCAAGACAUUGAUCUAGCAAUUCUUUUCAGCAGCUUGGAACCUCCUGUAAAUUUUUCCAGGUGAGAGAGAGAGAGAGAGAGAGAGAUAGAGAGAGAGAGAGAGAGAGAGAUUUGUGGCACUGAAUGUAGAUGACUGAUAAAAUUGUUGUUUCAGUAAAGAGAUAGUUACGGGCAGAAGAUAGUGUCCCAUAACAUUCAAAUGAAUGACAAAUUGUCAUCUUAAAGCUCUUUAAA